Molecule: messenger RNA, 941 nt
Organism: Fulmarus glacialis (Northern fulmar)
Lineage: Eukaryota; Metazoa; Chordata; Aves; Procellariiformes; Procellariidae
Gene: CD34
Product: CD34 molecule
Biological process (GO): cell-matrix adhesion
Cellular component (GO): membrane
Source: RefSeq, a predicted model, not a curated record
GCAAAGCUUGUGGGAGCUCAACAGACACCCCCACACCCACGGCCCCAGCCACGGAACCGAAAGGCACGAGCAGCGCGGCAGCCACCGGAGCCCCCGGAGCCCCCAGCAGUGCCGAGCCCACGCCAGAGACGUCUGCUGCGGCCGGGUCCCUGGCAGCGAGCCCCAAAAAAACGCUGGCCAGCCCCGCGGAGCCAGACCAAGACCACACGAGCCGAGGGGUCCCCACAACCCAGAGCCCAGCGACUCAACCCAGCACGACAGCAGAAACCCUGGGGUCCACACCGGCUUUUACCACCACCGUGGUUUUUCCCUUCCAGCCCAUCACGUGCCACAAUGUCAAAGAAGUGAGUGACACUGGAGCCAUCUGCUUGCAGCUCAACGAGUCCAACACUUGCAAACAUUUUUUAGAGAUGAAGGGAUCGGACUUAUGGAGUGCAAUAUGUGAAGAGAGCACCCACCGCGUUCCCUCCCCCUGCCAGAUCCAACUCGCUAAGUCUGAGGUGGACCGUGACUGUAUGCUGCUCAUCCUCGUCGGUGAGAGAGAUCCUGCUACGGAUGUGCUCCAGGAGUCUCACUGGGAAAAGUUUGGAAUAAAAUCCCUCAAACGGGGGAGUGUGAGGAACCACCAGGACUUUUCUCAGAAGACCCUGAUCGCCUUGGUCACAUCUGGACUCAUGUUGGCGUUCCUGGGCUUGGCGGGAUAUUUCCUGAUGAAGCGGCGGAGCUGGAGCCCCGCGGGAGAGAGGCUGGCUGAAGACCCAUAUUACACGGAAAACGGUAGCCAGGGAAACACGAUGUUGAUGAUGCCCCCCCAAGAGCAACCGGAGCUGCAGGAGAAGCCAAACCUCAACGGUGGGACUCAGGAGAACGGGACUGGCCAAGCGUCCUCCAAAAACGGCCACUCAGCCAGGCAGCACAGCCCCGCCGACACCGAAAUGUGA